AUGCCAGAGAUUGAUGAUGAUGGGCCCGAGUUGCAAGCAGCCCAGCAGAAUCCCUUUAGUCCUGCAGCAAGCCCUAGCAAUAUGGGUAUGGCACUUGAAGCAAUGCUAAAUCGCAUGGCAUCCAUGGUGGAAGCGUCAACGAAUGCUGCUUCGAUUGCUGCUACAGCUGUGCAGUCGAUGCACAAUGCACAGAGUGCGGCAGGUGCCAAAGCUGGACUUGAGGGCCGUGACUUGCUUAAAAUCCUCCCUAAGCCUGAACCCUUUAAGGUUGACAAGGCCGAAGAUGAGCACAGCCGCUGGCAUAGUUGGUACUGGGUGUUUAGACAGUUCUUGGUGGCAGUAGAUCAAAAUUUCGAUGCGGAAAUUUCUGAAGUGGAGCGAUCCUUGAACAACCCAGUCUUGAUUGUCAGUGCAGAGCAGCAAGCCCGGAGCUUUCAGCUGUAUGCUCUCUUGAGUACCUUGAUCAAAGGAAGGGCCUUCCAAACUGUGAAACAGAUCAACCACCAGCAGGGCUAUGAAGCUUUGAGAAUGCUGUUGUUGCAGUUUCAACCAGAGCCAUACUUGCCGCAAAUCUUGGAGUUGGAACGAGCUUUUGAACAGUAUUCCCUUGCCAGUGGAGUGAUGCGCCAACACAUCUGUGCGUCACUGCCUGAGGAUGCCUCCUAUAAUCGUCUUCAGAAAGGAAAAGGCAAAGGAGGUGGAAAGGGCAAAGGCAAGGAUACCAAAGGUGGCAAGGCUAACAAAGGCAAAGGCAAAGGAGGAGGCAAGGGCAAAGCAUGGAGUGCCCAGGAUUGGAAGGGCAACGCGAAGGGAUCCAAGGGCAAAGAUGCAAAAGGCGGCAAAGGCAAGGGCAAAGGUGGUUCCAUGCAGGUGCAAUCAGGUCCCACGCAGGUGCAAUCAGGUCCAGUGCAGGUGCAAUCAGGUCCCACGCAGGUGCAAUCAGGUUCCGUCGAGGUCACAGGCCAGGAGGUGUGCAACAUGGCGUCAUGCACAGGUCCCAGGUCAGGUCAGGCGCCAGCCAGUGCAGCAAGUGCAAGUUGGUACGACAUGUCGUGUACUGAUGAUGAUGCACAGUGGACCCGUUGCUCAGAUGAGUGUGCAAGUGACAUGUCCUUUGAGGCCAUAGCAGCCCCAGUGAGAGGUGUCAUCAGGGUAGCUGGGUUUCGUCCUGAGAUUGAGCCGUUGCCCGUGGUUGAGGAGGUCACAGAAGUGGUGCUCGACUCUGGAGCCGACGAGUCGUGUCUGCCGUAUGCAUAUGCAGGUGUAGGUUGCAAGGCAAGCACAAAUCAGAGGGCAAACUUUUCGGAUGCCCAAGGAAACCCGUUGCGGGCUUACGGAUGGCGCUAUGCUCAGGUCAUCCUUGACAAUGGCGUCACCUUUCGUGAGCGCUUCUUGGUGACUGAUGUGACGUCACCCCUGCUUGCGUGCGGAAAGUUGUACAAGGCUGGAUGGAGUGUGCAACAUGAGAACAAUGAGCUGGUGCUGUCCAAGGGUUCUCGGAAGGUGCCCGUGCGGUUUAGGCAUAACAGCCUUGUUGUGGAUGGAAGCAUCAGGACUGUGACCAGCAAGCCGUCUGAUGGCUUCGUUCGUGCUGUCAGCUUGAACCCUGUUCUUGAAAGUAUGGUCAACAAGGGCAACGAGUUCUUUGAGGAGCUGAUCCCAGGAGUGCAAGGGCUUAAAUGCGAGUCCGAUGCCUACCUUGAUGUGAGCUUGUAUUUGCCGAUGGAAGGUAUGCAGUACCGCACCACUUUGGUUUGCGUUGAUCCUGUAAUGCGCAUUUGGGAGCUUUGGGAGCUGUGCCGCGAUGUCACAACUUUGGAUGUGCUUGAUGAGCAAUUUGCCGAUGGGGUAGAGCGCACGGUGCUAACCAUUGCCUCCAGAGAAGCUUUGACGGCAGAGCAGCUUGGGAUCGUGAUGCAAGGUGACGUGCAAGAGGCGCCAGAUGGUGCUACAGAUGUGCCAAUGCAGGAAGGCGAAGGUGAGCCUGCAGGUGUUGCGCAGGAGGUUGGAGGGAUCGGCUCUCCUCCUCCUUUUGAGUCUACUGUUCCGGGCACCCCUGAUCUUGAAGCUUUGUUUGCAAGUGAUGUUGAGGGUGAGAAGCAGCAUCAUGAUGGUGCGAAUGUGCCCGUGGCCCAGCAAGCAGCUUUGGAGGCUGCAACCCGAGAUGAUGAAAUGACCGGUGAUUUCAUUGAAGUGAAUGGUGUCAGAGUGACCGCCGACUCGGCGUUGAGUGUCAUGCGCAAAGCCUGCGAGUAUCUGAAUAUAGGCCGUUCAGGUGGCAAAGCCAAGGUGUACAAAAGGUUGUGCGAUCACUUGAAGCGUCUUGAACUUGCAGAAGGUGUGCGCCAGAAACAGGAGCGUGCACAAGGCGAGAGCCGUGAGCCUCGUGAGGUUCCGCUUGUGAAGGAGCCAACGCUGCAUGAGCGGUUGCAACACAAUCUGACGCACGCCCCGUACCGUGAGUGGUGCGAACACUGCGUGAUGCACAAGGCGCGAAGUGAUCGUGCCAGCGCCACUGUUGAACCUAAGCGGGCCGUUUCGGUUCUCUCCUUCGACUUCGGGUUCACAGGUCGCGAGCUUGAUCCUGAGAACAAGCUUAUCACCCUGUGUGUGAAGGACCGUGCAACAGGUUGGAGAGAGGCCAUUCCCACCAAGCGCAAAGGCGGUCCGGAAAGCACCAAAUUUCUCACCAGCGAGAUCGUCAGAUUGUGCAAUGUGCUGGGAUACAAUGAUGUGACCAUACGUUGCGACCCUGAGCCCAGUUGCAAGACCCUCCAGCAGGAGGUUCAGAAGGCCCGAGGUCGCCUGGGUCAAAGGACGAGGCUGGAGCAGUCAGGUGAAGAGGAAAAGGCCUCGAACGGUGCCGCGGAAGAAGCAGUGGAAUCCACUAGACAGCAAGCAUGUGUGCUGUUGAGUGCUUAUGAGCACAACACCGGCAAGCAAGUAGGCAGUUUGCACCCACUUCACGCGUGGGCUGCUCGCCAUGGGUCGUGGUUGCUGAACAGGUAUGUCGUUGCUCGAGAUCAGCAGACCCCGUUUGAAUGCACUUUCCAGUCGCCCUAUACAGGCAAGCUUGUCGAGUUCGGUGAGUGUGUGAUGGCUAUGUGCCGCACAGCGAUGACCAACAAGCCUGUGAAAGGAUCCGCCAAAUGGGUCCGCUCGCUGUGGUUGGGCAAGGCCAAUGCGAGUGAUGGCCACCUGGUUGUCACAGCAGGUGGGAAACUUCUCAUCACCCGUUCCAUCCGCCGAACGCCCGAGCGAUGGGAUCCCAGCUUGCAUGAUUGCAUCAAGGAUUUUCCUUGGGACCACCCGGGAUUUGUGGCAGGUGGACUUGGUAAGAUGCGCAAGCAGCGUGAGGCCAAACCUGUUGAAGCUGUUGCGGAACCAACGGCUGAUGAAGUUGGUGUGCUUGGGCCUGUGAGCCCUUUGCUUGCAGGGCCCGGUGAUGAAGCUGCUUCGGAUCCUGAGACCAGCUUGAACUACUCGCCAAGCCUCCCUGCUUCAGAGCACAAAAGCAAUGGCCCAGAUGGAAGCGCAGGCAGCAGCACAAGCAGCAGCAGCUCGAGUGAUGAUGAUGGCAGUGGUACGGCCGCUGGCAAUGCGCCAGCCGAGCAGCCUGAUGCUGCUAUGCAAGGUGUCGAGGCUGAGGUGCCACAAGGUGUUGCAGGAGUGCCUAGCGCAGGCGGGGAUGCGAAUGCUGAGGAACGCCCGGCAAAGGCAGCCAAGUUGCGUGCUGUGACACAAAACGAAUUUUACCACAAUGAUGCAUCAAUUGAUUUUAAUUUUGAAGAUGCCGAGCUUGAUGAGCUAGAGGGCUAUGAUUAUGGGCUGGCUGAUUACUAUUUUAGUGAGGAAGCUGGCGGAUCUGAUGCGCCGCCCGAUGAGCUGUGGAGGCCAUUUGGGCCCACAGAGCCAAGCCUUUCAGAAGCCGAGAUGCUGAUGAUUGACAGUGCAGCCGAUGAUUUUGAGAUCCGUAGGCUGUUGGCCAUGCAUGUGCUUGAGGCCCUCACUUGUGACGCAGCUGAGCAAGCACAGACUGAGGGAUCCAGACUGUUGUCAACGAAAUUUGUCAGGAGCUGGAGAAUCAAGAUGCGCAAACUUGGCGAUGGAACUGAACAGCAGCAAUACUUGAGGCGGUCCAGGUUUGUAGGGCGUGAGUACGCUUGGAUGGACAAGGAUAGGACCGAGCUGUUCGCUCCUGCUUCUAGUAGUCUGCUGACGAGGUUGUUGCCAUCAGCCUUUAUGAGGUCCAAAGGUGAAGGGCAUGCAUGCUGUGUGCUUGAUGUGGCAGACGCGUUUCUCACCGUCGACCAGCGCAUACCAACGGUUGUCAAGGCAAGCCUCGGGGAUCAGCAAUCACAUGUGCAACAUUUCCGUCUACUGAAGCUCCUGCCGGGGCAGCGCGAUGGAACGAUCCGGUGGCAUGAAUCGUUCACUGAGUAUCUUGACAGCAAGCUUGGAUUGGAACCGUAUGUGCCAUGCCCGGCACUCUUCAAGCUGAAGAAUGUUGCAGUUGCUGGAUUGUUGCAUGUGGACGACUUGUUCAGUGAAGGACAGCGCAAAGGCUUGAAUGUGAUGGUGUCAUGUGUGCAGGACAAAUACAAGUGCACGGUGAGCUGGCUUUGUGAGCAUGGGGAUGAGGUUUCGUUUCUUAAGAAAGCAUAUCGGUUGGUUCGUGAUGACCUCUUGAUUAUCCAACCUCACCCGCGCCAUGUUGAGAAGCUGGUUGAAAUGUUCAACCUCACACGUGCGAGGAGCAAGUCGAGCCCCCUGCCGACCACUCUUCCAACGGAUGAUGAAGAGUUGACUGGCGAGCAGAGUUCGAUGUUUCGUACUGCGGUUGGAGUACUCUUGUAUCUGCAGGCCGAUGUGAUUGAAGCGCAAUUUGGGAUCCGGUGGUUGGCCCAACACAUGAGUCGCCCCACCACUGGGGCACUGCGCGUGCUGAAGCACAUGAUCCUUUACCUUCGGGACACUAGUGGUUAUGCCAUAGGUUUCCCAGUGCCCACCAUAGGCAUAGGAGUCAGUGUACAAAGCAAGGCGGGGCACGAUGUGCUGGAGACACACACCGACGCCGACUGGGCUGGAGAUAAGGUGCAUCGGAAGUCGGUGUCAGGAUGCGUCAUAACCUUGAACAGCCACCUGCUAAGCAGCAGCAGCCGGACACAGAAAUCCAUAGCGUUAAGCUCAGGAGAAUCCGAAUAUGCCAGUGCCGUUUCAGGAACGUGUGAUCAAGUGUUCAUCCGCAAUGCCGUCGAGUUUGUCCUUGGAACAAAGGUGGAGUCGCAUUUGCUUUUGGACUCAGCGGCAGCCCGAGGUGUGAUCGCCCGACAGGGCGCAGGCCGAAUCAGACACUUGGAAGCGAAGAUGUUAUGGCUGCAGCAGUACGCCCGUGAAAGCCUCCAGGUGCACCCUGUUGAUGGCAAGCACAAUGUGUCCGACCUUGGAACGAAAAGCCUUCAAGGACCCCGGAUCAAAGCAUUGCUGCACAAGGUUGGGAUCCGGGAUGCCAAUGAUGACUAUGCGCUUGUGGGGAGUGAAGAGUUUCAGAACCUUCUUGAUGGCAACACAGUGCGCAAGCUGGUGCGAUUGGUCAAGCAGCAGGGCAAUGCUGGCAAUUCCGUUGGAUUGCAAGUUGCAAUGAUUGUCUUAUCGCACGCCUUGAGCCAGCAUGCCGUUGCAGCCGCAGCGGACAGCGAGGAACAAGAUGUCGGUGCCGAUGAUGGCACAGAUGGAAUGCACAGCAUCGUCCAACAGGUGCUGGAGAUGAUCAUGCUUGUGUUCACUUUUGCAGGUGAGUAUGCCCAGCUGUAUCCGAUUGCAGCCACAAGCUUCAUGCAAGGGUUCAUGUGGAUGAUUCUGAUGUGCUUGGGAUGGUGUGUGUGCCGAAGGCGCAAUGUGAUCUUGAGCAUGCGAGGUGAUGCGUCAGGAGAUGAUGGCAUGUCUCCUGCAUCGCCACGCGGUGCCAGGAGUAAGCGAAUGACCAAGCCGCCCAAGCGCAGUUGCGGUGACAGCGAUGAUGAAGGGGCACGUGGUGAAAGUGCCAAUGCUGGUGAUGUGCCAAUGAGCAGCCAUGAAUCGCCAGGUCGCUUGAACUUCAACGUGCCGUUGACCCCGGGAGCCUCGGUCAAGCUUGAAGUGUCGAGUGGCAGUGCAAGCGAUAAGCCGUCAAGCAGUGCAGCAAGCACAAGCAGCACAGGAGAUGCCGAUGUCCCGCGUGCAAGGCGUCCACCAGCAAGGCCCAAGCCAAAGGCCAGGAACAGCGAUGAUGAUGAAGUGUGGGUUUCCGGUGCCCAGGGCUACUGCUAUCACAAAGCAGGAUGCGGAAAGCUGAACCAGAGCAACAGUGUUACAUCGACUACCAGGCGGUUGGCUGAGAGUCGUGGAUACCGCGGAUGCCGCAUUUGCAAUCCUUGA
This is a messenger RNA of Symbiodinium sp. CCMP2592, 6417 nucleotides long. The record is from the annotation of a GenBank genome assembly. NCBI's taxonomy places the organism in Eukaryota, Dinophyceae, Suessiales, Symbiodiniaceae.